ACCAGAGUUGUCAUGGUGAUGGCGGCGAUGCUGUCGACCUCCGCCAAGGGAGAGCAACAGACGCUCAACCCCAUCGAGGACGAUUUUCUCUUGCCAUCGGAGAGUCACCAAGUCUCAGUCGUGGUCAAGGACGACCUCCAGGCCUCUGCUACAGGAUAUGGAGGAUACGGAGGAGGGAGUAGCUACGAAGGAUAUGGCGGUGGAAGCUCCUCCAAGGGGAUCCGAGGCUACGGAGGUUCCCAUAGCAAUGAGGAAGGCGUCGGCGGCCAUCGGAGGCACCACGCGGACAAGGGCCACAAGGGUAGCCACUACGGCGACCACGGCAAGGCGCAGUAUAGUCGCAGGAGCCAAGGAUCAGGAUUUGCCCCCUGGUACCCUGUAGCCGCCGUUGACCACGGUUCGGCUCUCCCGCCAAUCACUGGUACUGGUGCUGCUGCUCCCCAACACUAG
Molecule: messenger RNA, 450 nt
Organism: Penaeus monodon (black tiger shrimp)
Lineage: Eukaryota; Metazoa; Arthropoda; Malacostraca; Decapoda; Penaeidae
Product: guanyl-specific ribonuclease pgl-1-like
Source: RefSeq, a predicted model, not a curated record